Molecule: messenger RNA, 765 nt
Organism: Fusarium falciforme
Lineage: Eukaryota; Fungi; Ascomycota; Sordariomycetes; Hypocreales; Nectriaceae
Exons: 1
Coding region: 1-765 (254 amino acids)
Source: RefSeq, a predicted model, not a curated record
AUGCCGGCUCGGAGCGGUAUAGACACGGGACAGAAGCUUCGGCUCAUCAGUUCUGCCGCGGCGCUCGGUAAUCUGCUCGGCCCAGUCGGGAACGCGUUCCAAAGCUUCGAGACCAAUGCCAAUGUCUUUAGACCUGGGCAUAGCGCGGGUGUAACGGUCAUGGGCCCGGCAGGUGGAGACGUCAUCGUCCAUGACAUCCACUCGGUAGCUGAUCUGCCAAGUCAACGCUCCUCGGUGAAAGCACGCGAUGCCUGGGGCCAAGAGGUGCGAGACGAUGAGAGAAGUAGUGGCAGUGGGAUAUCGCCCAGCAAAGCAGAUCAUGAUAGAGCUGUCCCCCUGAGCGAUGGAAGCCACAUCUUGUUCACGGAUCCCAAGACAGGGUAUCUUUGCUUGGGCACUGAUGCACCAGCAGGGUCGCUGGAUCGCUUAAUACGCAAGGUCUGGUUCCGUCCUCCAGCCAAUGCAUCGUCGCCGUUGCCCGUGUUAUACGCAGCUGGGGCCGACACACGACAUGGGGUUCGUGUCGUUGCAACAUUUUCAGUCGACGGUGGGGAUGGCAUGCAGCUCAACUCUGAUGAGGUUGCCACAGGCUGCGGCUUGGGCCCACAGAAGGCCAUGGACGCUGACAAGCAGAUGAUUGUCUUUUACACAGUACCUCCUGACCUGUUUCUUGCCAUGUCUCGAGGUCGAUCGCGUCACAGAUGGACGAGGACAGCCGAGGGUAUCGAGACGGAUAUGGAUGGCUUAUCGGGAUGGAUGGACUAG